AACCUUAAUUGUGUUUGUGUAUUACCAGAAAGGUGUCCAUUGCCAACAAAUUUCAGACCCAAACUCAUAUUCCAUCUCUGUGAGAGGAAAGCAAAAUGGACCUUGCUCUCAAACUUCCUUGUAUGUGCAUAUAUUCGACUGUGUAUACAAACGCGGAAGUGGAUACAGAUGGAGAAUAGCCGCCUUCCCCCGCCUGAAAUUUCUUUUUGACUGACUAGAAAUAGGAAUAGGAGAAUCAAGAUCCCCAGUGCUAUCUAUCUCUCAAACGCAUCUUUCCCAAAUCGGGGAAAACCCAGAACAAUUGCACCAAGAUUUCAUUUCUUUCCGCAUUGGGUUCGUGGAAAUGGUGGAGGGGAAUGGCGAUUUUGGGUCGUCGAAUUGGUGGGCUAGUUUCCACCGAGAUAUCUUGGCGGGGGCUUUGAUGGGGGGCGUGGUGCACACUAUUGUGGCGCCCAUAGAAAGGGCCAAGCUAUUGUUGCAGACCCAGGAGAGUAACAUAGCAAUCAUGGGUGGACCUCACAGGAAGUUCAAGGGCAUGCUGGAUUGUAUGGUGAGGACCGUUAGGGAAGAAGGGUUUCUUUCAUUGUGGAGAGGAAACGGUAGCAGCGUUAUCAGAUAUUACCCUUCUGUAGCUCUCAAUUUCUCCCUUAAGGACCUCUAUAGGAACAUCUUACAUAGCAACUUUAAGGAAGGCCACUUCUUGGCUGGUCCGUCUGCUAAUUUCAUCGCGGGGGCUGGAGCUGGAUGUACAACAUUGGUAAUCAUCUACCCGCUUGAUAUUGCGCAUACACGGCUUGCUGCGGACCUCGGGAGAACCGAUGCUCGCCAAUUCCGGGGCAUCUGCCAUUUCCUGAGAACUAUCCAUGAGAAAGAAGGAAAUCGGGGGAUAUACCGGGGACUCCCUGCUUCUCUUCAAGGGAUGAUCGUUCACCGAGGCCUCUACUUUGGCGGUUUCGAUACCAUAAAAGACAUGAUGUCCGAGAAAUCUAAACCAGACGUGGCUUUAUGGAAGCGCUGGUUGGUGGCUCAGGGGGUCACGACAUCUGCCGGGCUGCUGUCCUAUCCCCUGGACACAGUUCGGAGGCGGAUGAUGAUGCAGUCUGGAUUAGAAAAGCCGAUGUACAGAAAUACGUUCGAUUGCUGGAAGAAGAUUUACAAGACCGAGGGAGCUGCUUCUUUUUACCGCGGAGCUCUGUCAAAUAUCUUCAGGAGCACCGGGGCUGCCGCCGUCCUAGUUUUGUACGACGAGAUCAAGAAGUUCAUGAAUUGGACCGGGUUGUAGCGGGACAUGUGCCCAACCUCACCAUUUGUUCAUCUAAAAAAAAAAAAGAGGAUUAGAAUAGACUGUGAAGCACUGAUUUUGCAGAAGUUAUUAGGUGACUACACUUUCUGGGACAUGAUACAGUUGAUAGAUAAAACACAAACCACACUGCUCUUUGAGGGAGGUAGAUCAUACCAAAUCUACAGAUUUGUUUUUUCUUUUCUUUUUUAGAUUUCUAAAAACACUUUGCAGUUCCAAUCUGUCUCCAACUCCAUUGAUGUUGUGGAAGGGCCAGAAAAGAUUUGAGAAUAAGGAAUCAUUCAACUUUAUCAUUCCUUACA
Messenger RNA from Ipomoea nil (Japanese morning glory), 1602 nucleotides. Its product is annotated as probable ADP,ATP carrier protein At5g56450. The record is from RefSeq and is a predicted model, not a curated record. The coding region runs from base 344 to 1282 and encodes 312 amino acids. Lineage: Eukaryota; Viridiplantae; Streptophyta; Magnoliopsida; Solanales; Convolvulaceae. Gene Ontology annotation, molecular function: ATP:ADP antiporter activity. The transcript has 2 exons. Gene Ontology annotation, biological process: mitochondrial ATP transmembrane transport; mitochondrial ADP transmembrane transport. Gene Ontology annotation, cellular component: mitochondrial inner membrane.